Messenger RNA from Euleptes europaea (tarantolino), 6322 nucleotides. RefSeq names its product multiple PDZ domain protein-like. Gene Ontology annotation, molecular function: protein binding. The record is from RefSeq and is a predicted model, not a curated record. The transcript is spliced from 48 exons. NCBI's taxonomy places the organism in Eukaryota, Metazoa, Chordata, Lepidosauria, Squamata, Sphaerodactylidae. Bases 6 to 6299 code for a protein of 2097 amino acids.
AAGCCAUGUUGGAAACAAUAGAUACUCACCGGGCCCUCCAGGCAGUGGAGCGCCUACAAGCGAAACUGCGGGAACGGGGUGAUACGGCAAAUGAGGAAAAAUUGAGUUUGCUGAAAUCAGUGCUGCAAAGCCCUUUGUUCAACCAAAUCCUGAAUCUUCAGGCUUCACUUCCACAGCCAAGAGAUCAGGUAAACAUUGCACCUUCAGUGCCCUCAUCUGGUGAACUCCUGCAGCUUCCCCAUCAUAGUACUAUUGUGGGUUCUUCACUCCAUAAUGAAUCCUAUCUGUUGGCUCAGCAGAAUGGCAACCUUUCUAGUGGGCCAGGAGUAGCUGCACGGUCCACCACCCCUCAGAUUAAUGGGAAGUCCUCUAGUGAUGAAUUUGAAUUAUUGAUCAGAAAUAUGGCGCAGGGCCGCCUUGUUGAGACUAUAGAGCUUGUGAAACCUCCAAGUGGUGGCCUAGGCUUUAGUGUCGUUGGCCUGAAAAGUGAAUACAGAGGUGAACUGGGCAUAUUUGUGCAGGAGAUUCAAGAGGGGAAUGUGGCACACAGAGAUGGAAGGCUGCAGGAAGCAGAUCAAAUUCUUGCUAUAAACAGGCAAGCCCUUGAUCAAACAAUUACACAUCAACAGGCUAUUGGCAUCCUACAGAAAGCAAAAGAUAGUGUCCAGCUGGUUGUGGCUAGGGGCUCUUUGCCUCAGCUCAUCAAUCCUGUUGUUUCUCGGUCUCCGUCAGUUGCUAGCACAAUCUCAGCCCACUCCAAUCAGGUUCACUGGCAGCAUGUAGAGACCAUUGAGUUGGUGAAUGAUGGAUCAGGUCUGGGAUUUGGGAUAGUUGGCGGAAAAUCAACUGGAGUGAUAGUUAAAACUAUCCUUCCAGGAGGAAUAGCUGAUCAGCAUGGUAGGCUCUGCAGUGGAGACCACAUCUUGAAAAUCGGUGAUACAGACUUGGCUGGAAUGAGCAGUGAGCAAGUAGCACAAGUCCUGAGACAGUGUGGGAACAGAGUGAAGUUGGUUAUAGCCAGAGGUCCAGUAGAGGAGCCAGUGCCACCAGCAGUCCCUCCAGGCACCCCAGUACAAACUUGCAUGCCAGAUAACCAGCGGGAAGAGACAAAUGUUGGAAAUGACACAGAUGGAACCACAUUUGAUGUGGAGCUUACAAAAAACAUCCAAGGAUUAGGGAUAACUAUUGCUGGCUACAUUGGAGACAAAAUCUCAGAACCUUCUGGCAUUUUUGUAAAGAGUAUCACAAAAGGCAGCGCAGUUGAACAUGAUGGUAGAAUCCAUAUUGGAGAUCAAAUUAUAGCGGUGGAUGGAACAAAUCUUCAGGGUUUUACUAACCAGCAAGCUGUGGAAGUUCUGCGGCACACUGGCCAAACAGUCCGGCUCACAUUGAUUAGAAGAGGCCUUAAGCAGGAAAAUCACAUCCCGCCCCAUGAGGACUUCAGUGCUGCUGCUGAAAAGGAUUUAAUUUUCCAAACUAUGGAUAUUGGCAAAGGAAAAGAAAGCUAUGAGAGAGAGAAAGAAGCUCCAUUAUUGACAUGCAGUACCAGUGUGGUUCACAUUGGAGAAGAUGUUAGUCCACAGCAAUCAGGUUUUCAGCUAUUUUCCACAGAAGAAGAAGAGGCAUUGCAGAACAAGUGGCAGAGGAUUGUAGGGACAAAUUAUGAGGUUGUGGUAGCUCAUGUGAACAAGUUUAGUGAAAGCAGCGGACUAGGGAUAAGCUUAGAAGCAACAGUGGGACAUCACUUUAUUCGAUCUGUUUUGCCAGAAGGACCAGUUGGACGAUGUAGCAAGCUGUUUAGCGGAGAUGAAUUACUGGAAGUAAAUGGAAUAUCUUUGCUUGGAGAAAAUCACAAGGAUGUUGUAAAUAUUUUAAAAGAACUUCCCAUCAAGGUAACAAUGGUGUGUUGCCGUGCAGCUGCUCCACCUAUUAGUCAGUCCAUAUUGGAUGAAUCUCAGAUGACAGAGCAGCCUCACAUAGAUCUUGGUGGACUACUUGGUUCGUCAGAGACAGAUGAUGUUGAUUUGGAAAUGGCUAAUAUAGGCCAGAACACUGAUGAUGCUCAGGGAUCUUCUUUGGCAAUGUGGGAAACUGAAAUACAGCAAAUUGAGCUAGAGAAAGGGAGCAUGGGACUUGGCUUUAGCAUAUUGGAUUACCAGGACCCAGUGGACCCUGCCAACACAGUGAUUGUGAUCCGCUCCCUUGUUCCUGGGGGAAUUGCUGAACAGGAUGGCAGGCUCCUUCCAGGAGACAGGCUCAUGUUUGUUAAUGACAUCAACUUGGAAAACGGCAGCUUGGAGGAAGCUGUGCAAGCACUGAAAGGAGCACCUGUGGGAACAGUUAGAAUAGGAGUCGCUAAGCCAUUGCCUCUUUCACCAGAAGAGGGCUGUGUUCCUGCUAAGGAAGAUUCCUUUUUCUACACUGCCGAGUCCUUUGAGGUGGAAGGGCAAGCUGAUUCAGCCCUCUUCCAUGCUGAGCUGGCUCUGGUGGAUUCAAGUGAAGCAGAUCUAGCAGAGGAAUCCACCUUUGAGUCAAAGUAUUCCCCGGACAAUGCUGGUACCUUCCAGUCUUCAGUUUCAACUCUGCAUGGCAGCAACUACUCAGAUGACCUGAACUAUAACCUCUCACUACCCUCUUCAACUCCCAAGUGUAUUGGCGUAGACUCUUCAGAUGCUUCAAUCGCUUACAGAUUAUCUGACCCAAAUCUGUACAACAUGGAUGUGAUACAGAGAGGGGGAGAGAGCAAAUCCUCUGCAGAAGUAUGUAUGGAACAGCCUGAAGGGUUAACAAGAAAAGAUCCAACAGUACAUGCAUCUAAGAAACUAGUUGAAUAUGAAAACACAAGCGCUUGGGGAGAGCCUCUGCUGACAGCUGAAGUCACACAGAAUGCAAACUUAACGUCCAGGUUGCCUCAUGAUUAUUCUGGAAAAGAUCAAGUGUUUUUGAUGGGAAAUAGUAACCUAACACCUGGUGAGAGGUGUUCAACAACCCUAAGUACAAGUAAAAACAAAUUUGAAAAGACUAUUACUAUUGCAAAGGGCAAUUCAAGUCUAGGGAUGACUGUAAGUUCCAAUAAAGAUGGCUCUGGAAUAAUAGUCCGCAGCAUUAUCCAUGGCGGUUCUAUAAGUCGUGAUGGACGGAUUGGUGUAGGAGACUGUAUACUGUCUAUUAAUGAAGAACCUACCACUAAUUUAACAAAUGCGCAGGCACGGGCCAUACUGAGAAGACAUUCUCUCAUUGGACCAGAUAUAAACAUUACGUAUGUUCCAGCAGAGCAAUUAGAAGAGUACCAGGCCAGCUUAGGGGAGCAGCCAGAAAGGAUAUUACAACUAGACAUUUUUCCUUCUCACACUGUCAGCAGAGAAAUCCCAGAACUACCUGAACGGGAAGAAGGAGAAGGAGAAGAAAGCGAACUUCAGAAUGCUGGCUACAGUAAUUGGAGCCAGCCAAGGCGGGUGGAACUCUGGAGAGAACCCAGUAAGUCCCUGGGCAUCAGCAUUGUUGGUGGACGGGGAAUGGGAAGCCGUCUGAGCAGUGGUGAAGUUAUGAGAGGAAUCUUUAUCAAACAUAUUCUUGAAGAUAGCCCUGCUGGCAAAAACGGAACCUUAAAAACAGGAGAUAGAAUAGUGGAGGUGGACGGGAUUAACCUCAGAGAUGCAAGCCACGAACAAGCUGUGGAAGCCAUACGGAGAGCAGGCAACCCAGUAAUCUUUCUGGUACAAAGCAUUAUAAACAGACCAAGGCCAGAAUCUCUCUAUAGCUCUUUAUCGUCCUCUGCUCCCAUUGGGCAGAAACCUAAUAAUCCAUUUUACCAUCAGCCAUCACAGAACUUCCCUAUGCCUUACCUGCAGUACAAUCCUUUCAGUAAGCCUCCUGCCUACAGCAGCACUAACCCUUUUGUUGAUCCUCUUCAAUUCAACACUGACAAGGCAUCCAGCCACUCAGAUUCAGAGCCAGAAAAGACUUCAUCUUGUAACUUGCUGUUGCCUCCUUCUUCAGCAUCUCCAGGAAUGAGAGUUGAAGAUGUACAGCAAUCCUGCAGCACAAACCUGGAAGAUUUGGAAGAUGAGUUUGGAUACAGCUGGAAAAAGAUCACUGAGCGUUAUGGGAACCUGCUGGGAGAUCUGCACAUGAUAGAGUUGGAAAAGGGGAAAACUGGCUUAGGACUCAGCCUGGCUGGGAACAAAGACCGAUCCAAGAUGAGUGUUUUUGUAGUGGGAAUUGAUCCAAAUGGAGCAGCUGGAAAAGAUGGCAGGCUGCAGAUUGCAGAUGAGUUACUGGAAAUAAAUGGACAUGUUCUCUAUGGAAGGACUCACCAGAAUGCAUCUUCAAUAAUUAAAUGUGCACCUUCUAAAGUAAAACUCAUAUUUGUGAGAAACAAAGAUGCUGUCAAUCAGAUGGCAGUUUGUCCUGGGAAAUCAGUAGAGGCUUCUUGUGGAACACCUCAACCUGAAGAGGAUGAAGUGAAUAUUCGGUGCUCUAGUUUACCUAUAGAUUUGAGUUUAUAUACAAAUAUUCAGGAUAUAGAACUACCUAAGGAUCAAGGCAUAGGUAUUGCCAUCAGUGAAGAAGACACAAUAAAUGGCGUGGUUGUCAAAAGUUUAACAGAAUAUGAUGGAGCUGCAAAGGAUGGCCGAAUUAAGAUUGGAGAUCAGAUCCUGGCAGUGGAUGAUGAAGUUGUUGUGGGAUAUCCUAUAGAAAAGUUUAUCAGUUUACUGAAGACACCGAAGGCCUCUGUGAAACUUACAAUCAAUUCAGUAGAAGAGGAGAGUCAGCCAGCUGCCAAGCCACAAACACCGAUUUACCACACUGAUUUGGGUGAGAGACUUAUCCAACAACCAGCAAGCAUUCCAACUUCUGAUUCACCAGAACCAGAAUCAGUUAAAAAUACAAGCAGGUCCUCAACUCCAGCCACAUUGGCCUCUGACCCAGCUACUUGCCCAAUUAUCCCAGGCUGUGAAACUACAAUUGAUAUCUCCAAGGGACGUACAGGUCUUGGCUUGAGCAUUGUGGGAGGAGCUGACACUUUGCUGGGAGCAAUUAUUAUUCAUGAAGUGUAUGAAGAAGGUGCAGCAUCAAAAGAUGGAAGACUCUGGGCUGGUGAUCAGAUCUUGGAGGUGAAUGGAAUUGACCUAAGGAAUGCAACACAUGAUGAAGCCAUAAAUGUUCUCAGACAGACACCUCAAAAAGUCCAACUAACUGUUUACAGGGACGAAGCUCAGUAUAAGGAAGAAGACAUGUAUGACGUGCUUAGCAUAGAGCUACAAAAGAAGCCAGGCAAAGGUCUUGGUUUAAGUAUUGUUGGGAAAAGAAAUGACACUGGAGUGUUUGUGUCAGACAUUGUCAAGGAAGGAAUAGCAGACUUGGAUGGGAGAUUGAUGCAAGGAGACCAGAUAUUAAUGGUGAAUGGAGAAGAUGUUCGAAAUGCUAAUCAGGAAGCUGUUGCUGCUUUGUUAAAGUGCUCAUUAGGUACAGUCAGACUAGAAGUUGGAAGAAUAAAGGCAGGCCCGUUCCAUUCGGAGAGGAGAACGUCUCAGAGCAGCCAGGUCAGUGAGGGAAGUGGCAGCCUCUCCUCAUUCAGUUUUCCAGGUUCUGGAUCCAACCCAUGUGAAAGUUAUGAAAGCACUCUGAAGAAGAAUUUAUUGGCAUCUGAAAUACAAGGACUAAGGACAGUUGAAAUAAAAAAGGGCCCUUCAGAUUCCUUGGGAAUUAGCAUUGCUGGAGGAGUAGAAAGCCCUCUUGGUGAUGUUCCUAUCUUCAUAGCAAUGAUGCACCCAAAUGGAGUUGCAGCCCAGACUCAGAAACUGAGGGUUGGGGAUAGGAUUGUUAGCAUUUCUGGAACAUCCACAGAAGGCAUGACUCAUUCCCAGGCUGUCAGCUUGCUAAAAAAUACUUUGGGCACUAUUGAAAUACAGGUGGUAGCUGGUGGAGAUGUCAGUGUCAUAACUGGCCAGCAGCAAGAUCCACCACCUUCUAGUCUUUCAUUUGCUGGACUGACAUCAAGCAACAGCUUCCAGGAUGAUUUGGGGCCUCCGCAGUAUAAAACCAUCACUCUGGAUCGAGGACCUGAUGGGUUGGGCUUUAGUAUUGUGGGAGGUUAUGGAAGCCCUCAUGGGGAUCUGCCCAUUUAUGUUAAGACAGUAUUUGCAAAGGGUGCAGCAGCAGAAGAUGGACGUCUGAAGAGAGGGGAUCAGAUCAUUGCUGUCAAUGGGCAGAGUUUGGAAGGGGUCACUCAUGAAGAAGCUGUGGCUAUUCUAAAAAGGACAAAAGGAACUGUCACGCUCACUGUUCUCUCCUGAACUCUCUAUCCAAAGAUUUAGGG